This is a messenger RNA of Tetranychus urticae (two-spotted spider mite), 1440 nucleotides long. The record is from RefSeq and is a predicted model, not a curated record. Lineage: Eukaryota; Metazoa; Arthropoda; Arachnida; Trombidiformes; Tetranychidae.
GUUUAUUACCUCAAGUGACCCAGUGUUAUGUUCAUCUUCAUCUUCAUCCUCAUCAUUUACCUUUUGUCCUUCAUUAUCUUCAUCUCUAUUUCCCAGUAUCAUCAGUGAUCAUCCCAACACUAAAUGAACCCAAUCAAGAGCAGCAACCUUUAACCCGGUAAAAGCCUUGCUCCUUUCAAGAGACGUUGUUUUUCCGACCUUGGAUUAGGAUUGUUUAAAUGUUACCCAAAUGACCAGGAUGACCGUGAUGGUGAUGAAGGUAAUGCCAGCCACUGUUAUGGACCAAGAUUUGGAUUAAAGGAAAAAACUGCUCUAAUAUUGCCUCUACUGAUUGGUGUUGAUAAAGUGUCGACUCUUACGGAACCCUUUUUAUUGACUACUGAAGAUAUUGCUCGUCGUUCAGUCCAACCACCAACAAUGUCUAGAUCUUCACAUCGAGAUCGAAGUCAGCGUAAAACUUUACCCGUGAUUGGCAAGAAAAUUGGUGAUCUCGAGAGUUAUGUUAAACCCAUUAAAGGAUCAUCUUCUUUAAAUGCUCCGAUUGACAGUUUUUCUCGUCCACCAUCUUAUGAAUCUGAAUCUUGGGCUGUCCCGGUUCAAACCAUGACUCAAUCAGAUUCAGAUGAUCAACAAGACUCUAGUGAAAGUGAAAGUUCAAAGGUUGACUUUGGUACAGUUCAUCAUUCAUUGGCAAAGGAAAAGGUUGAACCAACGGAUAAAAGUUCAGCAAUGGAAACAAUGGAAUAUAAAUUUCAACAAACUCGAAGGAAACGUCAACAAGUUAAAAAGUCGAGCCGGUUAACACCAAUAGCCACAGGUCUAAGUGGCUCCAAGGAUUCCGAGAGAGCCAAAUCAGUGGACAAAGAGACUGGACAAGUUAUCCAAACGAUCAAAGGGAUCGUGGAUUUAAAGCCAGCUGAGUCAAUUGAUGAAGGUUUACCUGAAUAUUCAUCAAUGAAUUCUGAGCAAGCAGACAGUAAACUUUUGUCUUCAACUGGGAGUAACAAUGCAAAUACCAACAAAAAUAGUUCUAGUACAACGGCAACAACAACAACAACAACAGUAACAGCAACAUCAAGCUCGGCCAACAAUAGGCAAACAUCAACCUUGAGACCAAGGAGAGGAAGGAGUGGAGGUGGGGAAAGGCGAAGCUCAUCUGAUCCUUUUGGAUGUAACCAAACUUCCCAGUCACUGAGUAAAACUGUUACAGACCACUUGAAAUCACGAGGAAGUAUAACGGUUCCUUAUAGUGGUAUAACCAUCUCAAGAGGUUUAGCAUCGGGUUAUUUGAGGCCCUCAGUGGUUAACCUUUAUGGUGAUUAUGAGCCAGAGGAGGGAUUAAGAGGUUUAGUCAAGAGGAUACUGGAUCUAAGUCAACCAAGUGCCAACAACCUAAAUCACAAUCAUCGUCAUCUUCAUCAUUAUCAUCGUCUUCGUUAA